UCCGGGGGCGAGGCGCACGGCGGGGAAGAGCUUGCUCUGACUCCCCAGCUUCCCCGAAGCCAGGCGAGGAGCAGCAGCUUAUCUGUCCCCCUCAGCAAUGGCAGAAGCUGUUAUAAGACACUGGGUGGAAACUCCCGUGCGCUACCAAGAGCAGUUUUCCACCCCAGAGCUGGAAGGGCACAAGCUGGACCACUUCUUAUACGCUUUGCCGGGCCCUGCUACGGCGGCGCCGGGCAGCAGAAGGUGGAUGGCAGAGAGCACGGCUGGGGACGGGCAGAGCCGCCGGGAGGAGGAGGAGGACACGCGCUUCCAGGUCUUGCUGGAUGUGGUGCAGUUCCGCCCCGAAGACAUCAUUAUCCAGACUUUUGAAGGCUGGCUCCUGAUCAAAGCUCAGCACGGACCCAGGAUGGACGAGCACGGUUUCGUGUCCAGAAGCUUUACCAGACAAUACAAAUUACCUAACGGAGUGGAGAACAAAGACUUGUCCGCGCUUUUCUGCCACGAUGGUAUUUUGGUUGUUGAAAUGAAGAACUCGGUGGGAAAGAAUUAGAACCUUGUCCCUAGUUUAUUGGAUGCUGAGUUCCAUGUUUGAUGUGAAAUGUUAGACUGCUUGCCUCCAGCUACAUAUGUGAUGGGAAGCCAGGCUUUUUGAACAGCAGAAAAUUUAGGCGAGUCACAGCAAGAGAAAAAAAAGAAAUCUAUUUCAUAACAUAUUGAAAAUAAAGCACAUUUAUGAGUUCAGUAGGAAGAGUUGUAUUUCUAAGGAGUACAUAUUUGUCAGACAGUACAAUCAUUAAAGAAGCAAUAGACGGGUGGUGAGUCUUUUGGAAAUUUGAUUUAUGUACUAAAACAUCUGUUUUCUAAUUUUUGAGGUUAAAUUCUUUUUCCUUAGGCUCUGGAAGAGCACACAAACAGGAGGAUACUAUCAAGGAAAAAACCCUGUUUCCACAGUUCAAGCUUCUAUACAAAAAACCCCUUGAGAAAUUACUUUUUAGAGGUGUGUUGCAUGUUUGAAACUAUAAGAAAAAAAGAAUAAUUACUGACUAUAUUUGCUUGAAAACACGGUAACUAGAAAUGAUACUUUCUGUCAAAGACCAAUUAAUUUGAAAGAAAACAUUCAAAGACAUGUAGAAAAUUAUUUAUGUUUAACAUAUUCUGCUAUCGAUUAGCAACUGAAGAAAAAACAUGUUGCUUACAAAUACUCAAAAGGAUCAAAUUCUUCCUUGUGAAACCCUGGAAAUAAAAAGGCAUUACUCUAGUGCAUAUUA
Molecule: messenger RNA, 1268 nt
Organism: Calidris pugnax (ruff)
Lineage: Eukaryota; Metazoa; Chordata; Aves; Charadriiformes; Scolopacidae
Gene: HSPB3
Product: heat shock protein family B (small) member 3
Exons: 2
Coding region: 98-550 (150 amino acids)
Cellular component (GO): nuclear speck; cytoplasm
Source: RefSeq, a predicted model, not a curated record